Molecule: messenger RNA, 678 nt
Organism: Lottia gigantea (owl limpet)
Lineage: Eukaryota; Metazoa; Mollusca; Gastropoda; Lottiidae
Exons: 2
Coding region: 1-678 (225 amino acids)
Source: RefSeq, a predicted model, not a curated record
AUGCAGAUCUACCACACGAAGAAUGUCUGCAUCCCGAAGAAUGAAGACAGAAGGAGAGCAUGGUUGAAAGCAAUAAAUCGGAAAGAUUUUGAUCCUAGGGGAAAGGAAUUGGUUUGUUCAAUUCAUUUUAUUGAUGGAAGGCCUACAAAACUUAACCAUUACCCUUCAAUUCAUCUUGGAUAUGAAAGAGAAGUUAAACCAGGACGACGUGUACCUUUGUCCAAUGUCGCCCAGAACUAUCAAGAGGAAGAUGUUGAUAUCUGUACUGAAGAGAUUGAUUGUUCAUUGGAAGUUUUACCAUCUUUUAACAGUAUUACUACUUCUGUACAAACAGAUGGUAUUAUUUGUCACAGUCCAAGUGAUUUUUGUUCAAGACUGGUGAAUACCAGUGAAAUGUCUACUCAGACCGAACAUAGUUAUUCUAUUUUAAAACCCACAUAUAAAGCUGUUUCCACUCAGCACACAACUGCCGAAUUUUCUAGUAGUAUUUUGAAAACAGACAGUGACUCCAAAUUUUAUACUGGUCUUACACUUACAGUAUUAUUGUCCAUCAUCUCUUCAUUAUCAUCAUUUGGGGAGAAAUUAUCAUUUAGCUUACCUGUUUUUGACCAGAUUUUGUUUAACUCUUGUUCGUUUAAGAUUGGGUGUAGCCUACAAGGAUAUUGCUCGCAGAUUUAA